This is a messenger RNA of Pogona vitticeps (central bearded dragon), 5768 nucleotides long. NCBI's taxonomy places the organism in Eukaryota, Metazoa, Chordata, Lepidosauria, Squamata, Agamidae. The record is from RefSeq and is a predicted model, not a curated record.
CGCCUCCAGCGGGUGGGCAAGCGGGCGGCCAAGUUCCACUUCGUGGCCUGUUACCAGGAGCUGGUGGUCGAGGGCACCAAGAAAUGGCAGCCGGACAAGCUGAUCGUGGUCUGGACCAGGAGGAACCGGCGCAUCUGCUCAAAGGCCCACAGCUGGCAACCAGGGAUCAAAAAUCCGUACCGGGGAACCGUGGUAUGGAUGGUUCCCGAGAACGUGGACAUCAUGGUGACCCUCUACCGGGACCCCCACGUGGAAGAAUACGAAGACAAGGAGUGGACCUUUGUGAUCGAAAAUGAAUCCAAAGGCCACCGGAAGGUCCUGGCCUCGGCCGACAUCAACCUCAAGCGCUUCGCCAGCCCCACGCCGACCCAGGUGGACCUGAACCUGAAGCUCAAGCCGCGCUCGGUGAAGGUGGUGGCGGCCACGCUCCAGUUGACGCUCUCCUGCGUCUUCCUGCGCGAGGGGAAAGCCACCAGCCACAUGCAGAGUCUGGCAAGCUUGAUGAGUGUCAAGCCUUCCGACAUUGGCAACCUGGACGACUUCGCAGAGAGCGAUGAGGACCUGGCCGAGGACGCCCCAAAACAGAGCCGGCGAGAAGAUGGUGUGGGGCAGGAGGAGAGGCCUCCCAAAAGUGAGGGGGUGGACAUCCUUCCUUCCCAGAGACAUCACGACCCUACAGAUACCUGCCCCCUGAGCAGGCCCCUCAAAAAUGUACUGACAGACUAUUUUCCAGGUGAGCUACGUUCCCAGGUAAAGUGGGGUGUGUGUGUGUGUGCGGGCUUGAAGUUUGUGAUUUUUGCUAACAGCUCGGAGUGGACGGAAGAAGAGGACACGUCCUCCCAGAGUGCCGGCAAAGCUGCUUCGGUCGCCGCUCCUCCCCCUAGGACGUCCCAAAAGGAAGCCGUCCUCGAAGCCCCCAGGGGAGCGGACGGCACCAGCGAUGGCAGGAGGCAGGACCUCAGGGGCGCCCCUCAUCCCACGCCCCUCGCCGACUCCGUAGCCGCCCCCCAUGCAGUAAGUGGUGCCGAGCGCACUGGGAGUGUGGGGUUCACAGGGGCGACCGGUGGACGGCCGGGAGGACGGACUGGCAUCUCAGGAGGGCUGGGCACCCGGGACGGCACCGCGACGGGAGCUUCGUUGGCGUUGGCACGGGCUGGGGCCGAAGAGGAGGAGGAAGGCGACGCGGAGGUGAGGCCGACUGAGAUCUGGAAACCAAGAGAGGAGCCGCCUGUGUCUGCGCCACGGAGGAAAAAGAGUCCCCUCAAGUCGCCGGCCCCGGCCCCGGAGGGAUCGCUCCUGACUUCGUCCUCGCCGGAAGCCCCUCCGGCGCCCAAAUGUCGGCUGGAGAAGUUGCCCUCGGCCCCCAGGCCCCCGAGCCCUGUGUUGGAGACGGCCGUCCCUCUUGGGGACAGCUCAGACCACCUCAACAUCGCGUCCGUGGCCCCAGAGAGCCCGCCCAAGGAAAGCUUAGAGGCCCCAAGUCUGGGCGAAUCGGCCUCCUCUCCCUCUCGGCCCCGCGGCCCGGUGGUGGCAUGUUUCAUCGAAGACCCGGCCCUCGCUCAACAUGACCCCGUUUUUGUCGCCUGCGAAGCGGGUCCCCGGGGGUCGUCUUGUGACGCGGCGUUCUUGAUCUUAUCCCCUGUUUUGGGACCGUCUCCCGUGGCACAGGCUUUUGGAGAGGCCACGGCUGGCGGCCUCCAGAGCGGAGAGAAAGCCCCUUUAAACGUGGCUUCUCCAGGACUGGAAAGGGGUCACGUCACGGUGAAAGCGGAGGAGAGCGGUUUCGCAGGAGGUGGCGAAGAGGCGGCACAGCCUUCUGGAGUUGGCUGGCUCGCUCUAGGAUGCCCAGUUGACCCUCCAAGGGGUGGCGCGGAGGCGAAGCAGGAUGCCACCGAAGGCGGUGAAGCGGGACGUUCAGAGGGAGACGUGGAAACAGACCAGAAGCCCCCGUUUGGGGCCGAAGCCAACUGGGAGGCCCGCGGAGCUGCUUCUGGGGAGGGGCCCCCUUUCUCGCUUUCUCCAGAAGCCCUUCCUGAACUGGAGGAUCGUGGCCUGGGGGGUGAGGCCGAUGGGGAGCGAUCCCAAUUUGAGCGGCCCCAAACCCCCACCCCACCCACCAAUGUUUUCAGGGACGAGCCACCACCGGAGAAAUUACCCAGGGCAGAAGAGGACCAGACGGACAGUGGAGAUGAAGGCAACCGCCGUCUGCUCUCAUCCGAGCUGGAGGUCAGGGAAAAGGGGGCAGAGAUGGUCCCGGUGGAAAUGCCCGCAGCUGCCCCCCCCAGCCCGGAGAGAUGUAGAGAAACCGAGAACGUUACAGCGGCUGCUGAAAGUGGUCCUCCGAGCCCGUUAGAAGCGCCCGCCAUGCUUUCCGAGUCAGCACGGGAGAGAGAACGGGCAAGCGAUGGAGAGGGUGUGGAUGAGAAGGGAGUGCCCAGAGAGCGUGCCCACGACGUGGCAGGAGAGGAGCCAUUGGGCGCGGAAGAGGCCACCCCAGGGGAGGAAGGACGAGAAAGCACCCAGGAAGCAGACGGAAAAAGCUUUCCCAGAGGCGUCUCGGAGGCCGGGGCCGUAAAGGCGUCCGAGAGAGAGGAGGACAGGAGCCCUGAGGAUCUGGGCCCAGCCUCUGCGGAGGUGCCCCUCGAAGGGGCACAGACUGGCAAGGAGCAACCCGAAAGCCGAGAUGCCCCCACAAGACCAGCAGAGGCGCCUGGCGCAGGUUUACCGCCAGGGAACAACGAGCAGGCGGUGGCCUCGGCUGGAAUCUCUCACCCCCCAAGCCCUCCCUUGUCUCGAGGAUCUGCGCCCCCCUUGCCAGCUCCCCGAACCCACAGAGAGCGGAUCGGCAAGCCCUGCCAGGAAGGCUCCGGCCCGUGCCCCACGCCCCAUGGUAGCCCAGAGCCAGAUUUGGGAGCUGAAGGGGAUGCCCAGGUCGAGUCGUCCCCCAGCAGCCCGACCCUCGUGAGCUCCAGCCAGUCCUUAUUGGAGUGGUGUCAGGAGGUGACGUCCGGCUACCGGGGUAUCCGCGUUACCAACUUCACCACCUCUUGGCGCAACGGCCUCGCGUUCUGCGCCAUCCUGCAUCACUUCCACCCGGAGAUGAUCAAUUACGAAACUCUGGAUCCCCUUGAUAUCAAGCAAAACAAUAAACUGGCCUUUGAUGGUUUCGCCUCCCUGGGCAUCUCCCGGGUGAUGGAUCCUGCCGACAUGGUUUUCCUGGCUGUGCCGGACCGGCUCAUCGUCAUGACCUAUCUGUGCCAGAUCCGGGCUUUCUUCACCGGGCAGGAGCUGAACGUGGUCCAGCUCGCCAGCCACACGGGCCAAAGCACCUACAAAGUGGGAAAAUUCGACACGGACAUCGGUGGUUCUCUGGACCCGUCCCUCUUCUACUCCCCGCACCUCCGAGGUGCCCGGGAGACGCCCGAGAGGCCAGACGCCGAGGAUGCAAAGGAAAUUACGGCAAAGGAAGAUAAAAAAUCAGAGGCGAAAGGCGCUGUCUUAGGACGUUCGGGGAGCGAGGAGGACGCUGACCUGGGAAAGGUUUUAAGGAGCGAAGCUGUAACUGAGAAGAACGGGGCAAACGCUGGCCAUCUUGACUUUUUGCCAGGGCCGGGCCUGGAGCAGGCGCCCGGGGGGGUGAGCAGCGCAGAAGUCGACGGAAAGGGGAUUGCCGACGAGGCCACCGCGAAGCCCCCCGAAGAAGCAAAGUCGGAGCUCCCCGGCUCUCUGGAGUCCCAAGCAAAGAAUGAACCGAGUUCUAAGGAGGCAGUGGCCAGGGUCGGCCCCAGCGUGCAGUCUUUCCCCACCGAAUCGGUGGCGCCGGCCUCAAAGCCAGCAGGGAGAGCACUUACGAACGGCGCCGUAGCCGGCACAGCGGAGGAACGGGGCGCUCAUCCUGAGCCCCAAAUGGAUGCUACGGGGACACCUGUGGCGAACGGCACCCCGAGGACGCAGGAAGGAUGGCUGCCCAGCCCUCCAGACUCCGGGGCGGAGGACACCAAGCUGGACCGGAAGGCGCUGGCAAACGGGGGCGCCGCGGCCACCCAGAGCCCAGGGCCGGAGGCUUCAGCGGCCCUUGAGGCGGAGGAAACCAAGCCGGAGGAGAAGCCGCCGUCCAGUGACGCCGAGAAGCUGGUCCCCCCUCCGCGGCUGAAGCGGAUGGCGUCCCGGGGCAGCGUGGAGCGCCCCUUGCAGAGGCUCCCGUCGGUGGGCAGUCAGGGCCCCGUGGCUCCCCCCCGGCCCCACGCCGCCAAGUCCACGUUCGCUCACGUGCGGGACGCGGACCUGGUGAAGAAGCGGCGCUCGCGGCUGAAGAGCGAGUCCCUGUCGGUCGACGAAGCGGACGCCGCCGGCCCGUUGGAGGAUCCCGCCCAGCGGCUGGCCGCGGACGGUGGCUACGAGGAAGUGUCAAGGGGCCGACAAGGAGCAGCGAAGGGGCCGCCUCCGCCCGCAUCACCUACAGAAACCUCUCAAGACCCAUCCAUGGACUCUGGCGUCAAGACCAGCACGAAAGAAGAAGAAAUUCCAAAAUUCCAAGAUACCAGCCAGUAUGUGGUCGCUGAGCUUCGGGCUCUGGAGAACGAACAGAGGCAAAUCGACAGGCGGGCGGCCGUCGUGGAGAAGGAGCUGCGGGCGCUCAUGGAAUCGGGUGCGGACAAGUUGAAAGAGGAAGAACUCAUCCAGGAAUGGUUUACUCUGGUGAAUAAGAAGAAUGCCCUGAUCCGGCGACAGGACCAGUUGCAGCUGCUGACGGAAGAGCAGGAUCUCGAGAGGCGCUUUGAACUCUUGAGUCGGGAACUGAGAGCAAUGAUGGCGAUCGAAGACUGGCUCAAGACGGAAGCCCAGAAGCAGCGAGAAAAGCUGCUCCUGGAGGAACUGGUGUCACUGGUCAACCAGAGGGACGAACUGGUGAGGGAUCUGGACAUCAAAGAGAGGAUAGCCAUGGAAGAGGACGCGCGACUCGAACGAGGGCUCCAGCUGAGGAGGAGCAAGCUCAGCCGGAAGGAGAAAUGUCGCGUCAGCUGAGAUGGGCCGAGACGGGGAGCCGACAACAGCCCCAUCCUUCCCUUGAGGGCGGGGGGGGGACAGCUACUUAGGGCGCUCUUUGCCCUCCCGGUGCCCGGACACCCCCUGCCAUGCCACGGCGUUGGUCCUCUUGGUGGACCCUUCAGGGUCCGGCCCACGGCUUCUGUUUUCGUGCCAAAAACCGGUGUGUGUGUGUGUUUGUGUGUGUGAGAUGGUUCUUCCUUUUAAUUGUGGGUCCCCCACCCCGAAUUUCUUUUCCUCUCUCCCGACCCACGCCAGAGAUGGGUUUGGAACGUUUUGGAGGGCAGGCCCCACGGACGCGAGCUUUCCGGAGCGGGGCAGAAGCCAGCCUCAAAAAAAAUAAUAAGCGAACAAACCAACACGUCCUUCCAAGUUUUAGGAACUAUUUAUUUUUGUGUGUUUGUGUGUGCUUGUGCGCAGGGGAGUUGGUCCAAAGCUGGUGCCACGUUGCCUUCCCGUUUUUACGAAGCUUUCUGGCCUCCGUCUGGAGGGCCUUUGAAUUUUUUAGCGCGCUCUGCGUUUCUUCUUCCUCGCCGGUGGUACAAAAGCCACACAGUGCCUUGAACGCGGCUGCAGCCAGCCGUGAGGCUGGAAAACACCCCCCCCUCGAGAUUCUCCCUUUUGCACCCCCCCCCAACCCACACCUCGAGCCCUCCAGCCCCCUUCCUGGUCAUCUGCAGUCAAUUUGUACCCGAGUUUGAAAUAAACGUCUCGAAAGAUAA